ACUGUACACACACACUGUACACACCCUAAAUAUAUAUACACACACUGUAGUGUACUUAUGGACCUGGCUGAAGAAUCAUCUGCUAUCAAACCCUUCUACGACACACUCUGUUCUGCGCUGUAACGAGAGAAUAAUGUCCGGACCCAGACCCGUGGUGCUGAGCGGCCCCUCCGGAGCGGGGAAGAGCACUCUGAUGAAGAGGCUGAUGAAGGAGCACGAGGGCAUCUUCGGCUUCAGCGUGUCACACACAACAAGAAACCCACGACCAGGAGAGGAAAACGGCAAAGAUUACCACUAUACUACCAGAGAGGUCAUGCAGGAGGGAAUUGACAACGGAGACUUCAUCGAGAACGCAGAGUUCUCCGGCAACCUGUAUGGAACAAGUAAAGCGGCCAUUCAAGACGUGAUCGACAAGAACCUGAUGUGCAUCCUGGAUGUGGACAUCCAGGGAGUGAGGAGGAUCAAGGAGACCGAGCUGAACCCCAUCUACAUCUCCAUCCAGCCCCCCUCCAUGGACGUCCUGACUUUGAGCUGCGCGCGCUACUAA
Messenger RNA from Notothenia coriiceps (black rockcod), 547 nucleotides. Its product is annotated as guanylate kinase-like. The transcript has 6 exons. Gene Ontology annotation, cellular component: cytosol. Lineage: Eukaryota; Metazoa; Chordata; Actinopteri; Perciformes; Nototheniidae. Gene Ontology annotation, molecular function: GMP kinase activity. The record is from RefSeq and is a predicted model, not a curated record. Bases 134 to 547 code for a protein of 137 amino acids.